AUGAACUUCCCGGUGAGGCUGGUCUCAGCUUUACGAAUCCUGUUCAUCUUAACGAGUAUCGUCAGUGUAAACUCGCUUGGUCUAUCGGACACGGGCGCCUUACCUGCUUUCGUCUCACUCCAAACCAGAAGCGACCCAGGCUCUCAUCUCGACACAAACGACUCCCACAAAGAUGGAAUAUUUACCCAGGCUGUCCAGAUCCUGGACUCAAUGAAGUCAUCGCCAUCUUGUCACCGUAUCGCCGCAACGAAGCUGGUCACAUCAUGUCAAGAGAUGGGAGGGAAGGAAGCCAAAGGUCGCGAUGAAUACGAGAUGCUAGACCAAACGCGUUCAGUGUAUGCUGCACGGCUUGCGAUCUGCGAGCUCGAAGGCGCAGGCUCUUCAGCCCCGUCCCAAUGCCGUCCUUUGACUGUACCACCCGUGGGGCAAAGGAAUCGCCUCUUCUUCAUGGGCAGAUCGAAGCAGCCCGAGAUAAGCUCGAGUGAGUAUCCUAAAGAAGUCCUCGAGCUAUGUCUCAAGACUCUUGAGUCACGACCCCAGUGGUGGAUCUCUUACAGCAAUAACCGACAAAACGCCAUGGUCAUAUGCCAAGCUGCCAGGAUGGAAAGUGAGAAAGAUGAGCUACUCAAUCUUCAUCGUUCUAUUGUGGACAGCAACAUCAAGCUCAACGAAGGGCUACAUAUUGCACUUCAGAAAGCCGCAAUGGAAUCUGCGAGGAAUGAAGAAUUCUUCCAAGCAGUACAGGCAUUGCAAGAUAAGCUUCUGGUGGAUCUUGAGAGAAACGAUUCGGCCUUUCAGCGAAUUUUUGCCAAGCUUCUACGUGAUGUUGAAGCAGGCAUUAAUUCAGUGGCCGGAACAGCUACUUCUGCUAUGAAGAGAGUUCAAAGCGAAACUACCAGUCUUGAAAAGGACAUCGAAGGUGUUUCUAGUCAAGUUACUGCUCUUCAGGAGGCUUUGAGCACAACACACGAAGACUCAAUCUCACGAAAUGAUCAAUCGCUCCGUGUUUUCGAAGAACAUGCUGUGGUAUAUCAGAACCUUGCUUCGGACUUGCACUUUUCUCUGGAGUCUCUCAUGGGUACAGACUUGCAACGAGUUUCCAAAAGAAUGGUGGACCUUGACACUUCACUCGAAUGGCUUACGAGUCGACUAAUCCGCGUUCUUGAGCACGAAACCGAACUUGCCGAGCGACUCAAAACCAUGGGAGACAUAAUCGAUCAGUCAACUCACAAGGCAAACGAACUCCAGACAGCUCAGCAACAGCAAGCCGAAGCACUCGCCGCUCAAUCUCAAGCACACCGAGAAUUCCAACUCGCCAUAGGAUUGUCGCAAGCUUUGCUAGACAAAACAGCUAUCACUGCAGCUAACCUGCAAGCAACUAUUCAACAAGCGUCUGCUAGAGCGCAGCAGAUUCCACAGCUGGGAGGCUUUAGUCUUUUGUCUCUCGGAGCGACCCUCGUUCUAGCCAUCGGAUCGCAGUAUUCGAAAGUUGCAACUAGUUUACUUUUCCUAGUUUUCGGGCAUAAACUGGCCGUAUUCGCUCUUCAGCAUCUUUGA
Molecule: messenger RNA, 1557 nt
Organism: Penicillium verhagenii
Lineage: Eukaryota; Fungi; Ascomycota; Eurotiomycetes; Eurotiales; Aspergillaceae
Exons: 6
Coding region: 1-1557 (518 amino acids)
Biological process (GO): karyogamy involved in conjugation with cellular fusion; nuclear membrane fusion involved in karyogamy
Cellular component (GO): endoplasmic reticulum membrane
Source: RefSeq, a predicted model, not a curated record